GUGAAUCAAAUGCAACGAAUGGUGAACCAAAUCGGCACAUCUCAAGACUCUGAUAAUCUUAGAUCCAAUUUACAUGAGGUCCAGCACUACACCAACCAAUUGGCGAAAGACACGAACAAUAACCUCAAAGAGUUGGCACAACUGCCACAACCAACUAAUGUCUCGGAACAGAAACAGAGACGUAUGCUGAGGGAGAGACUCACGAAUGACUUUUCGGAAGCGCUGAAGAACUUUCAGGUCAUUCAACGGACGGCCGCGUCCAAGGAGAAGGAGAGUGUGAUCAGAGCCCGGGCUAACUCUGGACUCAAUUCUAAUAAUGUUUGGGACGACCACUCAUCCAGAGGACCAUCCAAUCUGAUUGAUUUACAGAGUCCGCAAUCGCAGACACAGAUUCAGAUGGAAGAGGAGUGCGAUUUAGAGCUGUUGCGGGACAGGGAACAGGCGAUCCGCAAGAUUGAGUCCGAUAUCGUGGAAGUGAAUCAGAUAUUCAAAGACUUGGCGACAAUGGUUCACGAACAGGGAGAGGUGAUCGACAGCAUUGAGGCCAACGUGGAGACCGCGUCCAUACAGGUGCACGAGGGGACGGCACAACUGUCCAAAGCACGUGAUUAUCAGAGCCGAGCGCGACGUAAAAAGCUUUGUCUUAUUAUAAUACUUAUCAUUAUUCUUGCAAUAAUUGUGGCCGUCGUGGUGAUUGAAACCAAGUAAAGCGCGCCGAAAGACCUGUUUGUUAAGCAUUAUCUUCUCGUCAGUGGUUCUUCUAAUUCUAAUUAUAUUAUGGUUUUCGCGAUAAUACUAUACAAUUAAAAACCCGACAUUCCUUUGCUUCAAAGAAGUCGACAAUCGGUUUCAACCACCGCUCAGUUAUUACUCGCAUAUUCUUGCUG
Messenger RNA from Oppiella nova, 887 nucleotides. Lineage: Eukaryota; Metazoa; Arthropoda; Arachnida; Sarcoptiformes; Oppiidae. The record is from the annotation of a GenBank genome assembly.